Messenger RNA from Stylonychia lemnae, 741 nucleotides. The record is from the annotation of a GenBank genome assembly. Lineage: Eukaryota; Ciliophora; Spirotrichea; Sporadotrichida; Oxytrichidae.
AUGAGAUAGAUGUCAGAGUACUGCAAGCAAUCAUUUUUAAAGAAUCAAAGAGUGAUGCCUUAAAUCCUGAAGAAAGGGGCCGAAAAAUAGAGUAAAUUCUUUAACAAUUUCGGAUCUAAGAGAGGUUUUUCCAGCCGAGGUGGAGGGGACAGGUUUAAUAAUUUCCUAGAAAAUUUAGCUAGUCGCAUACCAGGUGGAAACAUAGGAGCAGUCAUCGUAGCCAUUAACACCUUCUGCUAUUUCAUGUAUUUGAUAUGGCCGCGCUACCAAAUGUACUCCUACUUGAAUAACUUCACAUUCUCGAAGUUUAAUCUUAACCAAGGUAGACUUCAUACAUUCUUUACAAGUCAUUUCACACACAUGAGUUUCCUCAGCUACUUACUAGACUCAGUAAUUAUCUACCUAUUCUGCCAAAACCUUGGCAUGAUGUUUGGGCCAGUUUUCGUGCUCAAGAAUAUUCUACUUUCCAUGUUUAUGGGCAACUUCUUAUUGUUCCUUCAACAUCAAAGCUCUAAUGGAAUGCUCAGACCUUUUUACGGAAAUGAUUCAAUUCUUAGAGGACUUAUCUUUACAAUUAUCUUCUAAAACCCUCAAGCGAGUUUCUAUAUGUUCCCUCUGCCUAUAUAAAUCCCAGCUUGGGGAAUCGCUGCUGUCUUAUUAGGUCUAGAUUUCUUAAGUUUCAAUGUUGCUGCAUUCGGUGGAGUGUCUGCCUCUUACCUGAUGGUUAAUUACUUUCUCUGA